This is a messenger RNA of Odontomachus brunneus, 1140 nucleotides long. Its product is annotated as N-acetylneuraminate lyase-like. The record is from RefSeq and is a predicted model, not a curated record. Lineage: Eukaryota; Metazoa; Arthropoda; Insecta; Hymenoptera; Formicidae. The transcript is spliced from 8 exons. Gene Ontology annotation, molecular function: 4-hydroxy-tetrahydrodipicolinate synthase activity; N-acetylneuraminate lyase activity. The coding region runs from base 122 to 1054 and encodes 310 amino acids. Gene Ontology annotation, biological process: N-acetylneuraminate catabolic process.
AUGUGUUAUCAGUGCUGGAAAACAUGAUUUCACUCACCGUUUGGGCGCAGUUAUCUCGACGUCGCUCUUUGCGUCAACUUGUCGUGCUAGGUCGUAAGAAACGUCGCAGCUUUCAGCAACGAUGUCCCGAUUAUCAUAUACGUACAGGGGUCUUAUUGUCCCAGUAUUUACACCCUUCACUGAGAACAGGUCUCUUAACUUGGGCAUUAUACCUCGAUAUGGAAAAUACUUGGCAGAAAAAGGAGUCAAAGGUAUACUUGUGAAUGGUACCAGCGGUGAAGGAAUGUUACUGUCUGUUAAUGAAAGAAAACUUGUUACUGAAGCCUGGGUAAAAGUGGUGAAAGAAACAGGACAGCACUUGAUGAUUCAAGUAGGGGGUGCUCCUCUUCCUGAUGUCAUUGAACUUGCAAAACAUGCAGAAAGUUUGCAUGUAGAUGCCAUCCUCUGCUUACCCGAGUUGUAUUUCAAGCCCAAUACUCCUGGACAACUGGUUGAAUACCUAGAAAUAGUUGGACAGGCAGCACCAAACACACCCUUACUCUACUAUCACAUUCCUAUGUUCUCUGAUGUUAAUAUACAUAUGGGACAAUUCCUUGACUCAAUUGGCAAUAAAAUACCCACUUUUGUGGGUAUAAAAUUCACUAGUGCCAAUUUAGAUGAGGGUGCACAAGCACUAUAUGCUGAUAACAAAAAAUAUGUAAUUUUCUUUGGUAAUGAUAAGAUAAUAAACGCCGCAUGUGCGUUGGGAAUGGAUUCUUUUAUAGCUACUAGCAUAAAUAUAUUUCCAGAACUUGUAAUAAAUCUUGUUGCUACUGGCAAGAAUGAAAAUACUUGGACAGCUAGAAAGAUGCAAGAAAAACUUUCAGAUGCUGUAAUUGCUAUAUCAAAAUACGGUAAUUGGGUGGAGUCUAUGAAAACUGCAAUGGUUCUUCUUACUAAUAUUAAUGUUGGACCACCUCGCGAACCACUUAAAUGCCUUCCAUCCAAUAUUUUAGAAAACAUGAAAACAGAUUUAAUAAAACUAGGGUAUGAACCUACAAUUAAAUACAAUUGAGGAUAUUAACAGUUUCCUAACUUGUAUAGCUUGUAUAAUUUUGUUUUUUAUUACAAAUUAAAAAAUAUAUGUUAUAUUGCAUUUUU